This is a messenger RNA of Pogona vitticeps (central bearded dragon), 2633 nucleotides long. The record is from RefSeq and is a predicted model, not a curated record. NCBI's taxonomy places the organism in Eukaryota, Metazoa, Chordata, Lepidosauria, Squamata, Agamidae.
UGCUGCGGCCACCGGCGGCGGUGGUGCUGGUGGCGCCGCUGUCCGUGGUGCUGAAGGCGCUGCCGCUCCCGCUGCCUGGGCGCCCGGCCGCCCUCCCGAUGGAAGAGAUGGAGGAGGAGCUGAAGUGCCCGGUGUGCGGCUCCUUCUACCGGGAGCCGCUGAUCCUGCCCUGCUCGCACAACCUGUGCCAGGCCUGCGCCCGCAACAUCCUGGUCCAGACGCCCGAGGCCGACUCGCCGCAGAGCCGCCGCGCCUCGGCCAGCACGGCCUCCGACUACGACUACCUGGACCUGGACAAGAUGAGCCUCUACAGCGAGGCGGACAGCGGCUACGGCUCGUACGGCGGCUUCGCCAGCGCGCCCACCACCCCGUGCCAGAAGUCGCCCAACGGCGUGCGCGUCUUCCCUCCGGCCGUGCCCCCCGCGGCCGGCGGAACGGGCCACCACUUGGCCCCGGUUUUUGAAAAUGUAACAUUUCUCAUCCCGCAGUGCCACCGCAGCCUGAUCCUGGACGAGCGGGGCCUGCGCGGCUUCCCCAGGAACCGGGUGCUGGAAGGGGUGAUCGACCGCUACCAGCAGAGCAAGGCGGCCGCCCUGCGCUGCCAGCUGUGCGAGAAGGCGCCCAAGGAGGCCACCGUCAUGUGCGAGCAGUGCGACGUCUUCUACUGCGACCCGUGCCGCCUGCGCUGCCACCCUCCGCGGGGCCCGCUGGCCAAGCACCGCCUGCUGCCCCCGGCCCAGGGCCGGGUCAGCCGCCGCCUCAGCCCGCGCAAGAUCUCCACCUGCACCGACCACGAGCUGGAGAACCACAGCAUGUACUGCGUCCAGUGCAAGAUGCCCGUCUGCUACCAGUGCCUGGAGGAGGGCAAGCACGCCAGCCACGAGGUCAAGGCGCUGGGCGCCAUGUGGAAGCUCCACAAGAGCCAGCUCUCCCAGGCCCUGAACGGACUCUCAGACAGAGCAAAAGAAGCCAAAGAGUUCCUGGUGCAGCUACGGAACAUGGUGCAGCAGAUUCAGGAGAACAGUGUCGAGUUCGAAGCCUGCCUGGUGGCGCAGUGCGACGCCCUCAUCGAUGCCCUCAACCGGAGGAAAGCCCAGCUGUUGUCCCGGGUCAAUAAGGAACACGAGCACAAGCUGAAGGUGGUGCGUGAUCAGAUCUCUCACUGUACCGUGAAGCUGCGUCAGACAACAGGUCUCAUGGAAUACUGUUUGGAAGUCAUCAAGGAGAACGAUCCUAGUGGAUUCCUACAGAUCUCUGAUGCUCUGAUCCGAAGGGUUCACCUGACCGAGGACCAGUGGGGGAAAGGGACGCUCUCCCCGAGGAUGACAACGGACUUUGAUCUCAACCUGGAUAGCGCCCCCUUGCUGCAGUCCAUCCAUCAGCUCGACUUCGUGCAGAUGAAAACUUCCUCCCCAGUGCCGGCGCCCCCGAUCCUGCAACUGGAAGAGUGUUGCACCCACAACAACAGUGCCACCUUGUCGUGGAAACAGCCGCCUCUGUCUACCGUGCAGGUGGAAGGAUACAUCCUGGAGCUGGAUGAUGGGAAUGGCGGUCAGUUCCGGGAGGUGUAUGUCGGGAAGGAGACCAUGUGCACCGUAGACGGGCUGCACUUCAACAGCACCUACAGCGCCCGGGUCAAGGCGUUCAACAAAAGUGGGGUCAGCCCGUACAGCAAGACGCUGGUCCUGCAGACUUCAGAGGGUGAGUGGAGGCUUCCUUCAAGAGACUCGGAACCCGAGGAGCAGGCCUUGACCUUCCCGGUGCCUUUGGAAAGGCAGCAGCUCCGUCGAUCGGGCCCCUUCUCGUCUUCCACCCUUAACCUGCAAAACAGCUUCCCCGGGCGCUCUUCGUACUUUGAGCUCAGAUCCUCGUCCCACCAAAUGAGCUUACACUCUUCCCUGCAGUCUUUGCACUCCGCCGGUUUUGAGACUCAUUCGGGACCUUUCUCCCAAUUAGUUGAUAUUAAAAAACGGGUGGCAGUGGCCUGGUUCUCCUUCGACCCCGGCACGGCCCAUUCGGACAUUAUCUUCUCCAACGACAACUUGACCGUCACCUGCAACAGUUACGAUGACCGGGUCGUGCUGGGCAAGACGGGCUUCUCCAAAGGCCUCCACUACUGGGAGCUGUCCAUCGAUCGCUACGACAACCACCCGGACCCAGCCUUCGGGAUCGCCCGCCUGGAUGUUCUCAAGGACGUCAUGCUGGGGAAAGACGAGAAAGCGUGGGCCAUGUACGUGGACAACAACCGGAGCUGGUUUAUGCACAACAACUCACACACGAACAGGACCGAAGGGGGGAUCACCAAAGGAGCGACCGUGGGCAUCCUACUUGACUUGAACCGGAGGACCGUGACGUUCUCCAUCAACGAUGACCAGCAGGGGCCGGUGGCCUUCGAGAACCUGGAAGGCGUGUUCUUCCCGGCUGUCAGUCUGAACAGGAAUGUCCAGGUGACCCUCCACACUGGCCUGCCAGUUCCGGAUUUCUACCAUACUCGGGGUGCCCUACAGUAAGGAGGCUGUGCGACGCGCCCGGUGGCUUUUUCUCGGGACACCUCGAGAGAGAGAGAGAGAGAGAGAGAGCUACGCUGUCGGUUUCUUCUGGAACUGACCUCACCAGAGCAAGGAGGAGAAGAU